AUGCUUAUUGACUGUGGAGGGAGUGUUGCAUCAAUAAGAAACGAUGUUGAAACUAUAAAGAGCAAAAUCGAACGUCUAAGUAAACAGCAAGCCACGGACACAUACACGAGAUGGGGACGGUCUUCUUGUCCUCCUGGAGUUACGACUGUUUACGACAGGUUUACUGCUGGAUCGUAUCACUGGCAUAAAGGAGGAGCAGCUAAUCAUGUGUGUUUGUCUAAGAAGCCAAAAUAUCACUAUCACUAUAAAAAGCCAAGAUGGACGACACUGAUAUAUGGUGCCGAAUACGAAACUCAUGACAGUAUUUGGGACAAUUUGAGAGACCAUGAAAUCCCAUGUGCUGUUUGUCUUAUUCCUCGUACGAGCGUCAUCAUGAUUCCUGGAAGAUAUGACUGCCCAGACACUUUCAAGUUAGAAUACGCAGGUUACUUGAUGGCUGGUAAGAACACCCAUCAAGCAGGAACAGAAUAUUUAUGCUUCGACGGUAAUCCAACUGCAGCCGAAUAUUCAAGCCAAGUGGAUCACAAUGGGUCUUUGUUUUUCUUUGUUGAAGCGGUAUGUGGUUCAUUGAAAUGCCGGCCUUAUGAAUCCGGGAAACAGAUCACGUGCGCUGUGUGCUCGUACUCUCCUUAA
Messenger RNA from Ruditapes philippinarum (Manila clam), 633 nucleotides. RefSeq names its product short-chain collagen C4-like. The coding region runs from base 1 to 633 and encodes 210 amino acids. NCBI's taxonomy places the organism in Eukaryota, Metazoa, Mollusca, Bivalvia, Venerida, Veneridae. The record is from RefSeq and is a predicted model, not a curated record. The transcript is spliced from 2 exons.